Messenger RNA from Kluyveromyces lactis, 1506 nucleotides. RefSeq lists its product as uncharacterized. The record is from RefSeq and is a predicted model, not a curated record. Gene Ontology annotation, cellular component: vacuolar membrane. Lineage: Eukaryota; Fungi; Ascomycota; Saccharomycetes; Saccharomycetales; Saccharomycetaceae. The transcript has a single exon. Gene Ontology annotation, molecular function: amino acid transmembrane transporter activity. Bases 1 to 1506 code for a protein of 501 amino acids. Gene Ontology annotation, biological process: amino acid transmembrane transport.
AUGAUCGAGAUGAGUUCAUUUGGAAGUAAGCCUGAGGGCUCUGAGAGUGGGAAGACCUUUUACAAUUAUGAGGUGGAUAAGACGAUGAUCAAGACACCCAGCGUCAAGAAUCACGAUGUGGAAGAUGGUGAAUUUGAACAGUACGGUGAUGAUACUAGCCUAUCUUACCGUGAUGCUUUUGAAGAAAGCGAUGAAGAAGGUCAUCAGAUUAAAUACAAGACUAGUUCAUGGCAGCAUAUUACAGGUCUAAUGUUAUCAGAAUACAUCAUCUUAGCCAUGAUGUCUUUCCCAUGGUCCUAUUCAGUAUUAGGUUUAAUACCGGGUCUUAUUUUAACGGUGUUUGUUGCUGGUGUUGUGUUAUACACCAGUUUUAUCAUUUUAGACUACUGCGAAAAGUUCCCUCAUCUUAAAAAUGCGUGUGACAUCGGACAGCAUUUAUUUUGGGGAAGUAAUUUUGCAUGGUAUGCAACUGCUGUUUGUUACGUUGCCAACAAUACCCUUAUCCAGGGUGUGCAUGUCUUAGUCGGUGGUAAGUACCUUAAUACCAUCACAAAUCACUCUACCUGUACUGUUGCAUUUGGUGUCAUUACCGCAAUCAUUUCUUUUGUGUUUUCUAUCCCAAGAACCUUCGCCUCUAUGUCUAAAGUUGCAUACUUCUCAGCUAUUACCAUGUUCAUUUCGGUAAUACUGGCUAUCAUCUUUGUAGGAAUCCAGGAUCACCCGGUUGGUUAUGAUGGUACUCAUUUGACAUUCAGUUUAUGGCCACAGAAGGGCACAAGUUAUGUAGAUGCAAUGGGUGCAUUUUUGAACAUUGUGUACGUUUUCGCUGCUCAAGUCACUUAUCCACAGUUCAUCUCAGAAAUGAAAAGACCGAGGGAUUUCAAGAAGGUGUUCUUGCUUGUCACUGCAAUCGAAGUUGUCAUCUAUUCAAUAACAGGUGCUGUAAUGUACUAUUAUAUCGGUAAUGAAUACAUGACCACCCCUGCAUAUGGGUCCUUAACGAGAAAAUACAAGAUUAUAGCAUACUCUUUUGCAGUGCCUACCAUCAUUUUCGUGGGGUCUCUCUAUUCUAACAUAACAACCAGAUUCAUUUUCUUCAAGGUCUUCAAAAAUUCAGAACACAUGCACUCUCAUACCACUAUCGGGUGGUUAAGUUGGAUCGGAAUAAUCGUGUUAACUUGGAUAGUUGCCUUUAUUGUUGCAGAAGUGAUUCCUUUCUUCUCAGAUCUAUUAUCUUUGAUGUGUUCCUUGUUCGCCUGCUGGUUCGGAUUUGUAUUCUGGGGUAUGGCAUACCUAAGGGUAAAGCAAACUAAAUAUGAAAAGACUAAUCCUUAUCCAUGUUUGGAUAAAGGAGAAAAAAUUCGUUUCUACAUAGCGGGAUUCCUUAUACUUUUCGGAGUCUACGUUCUGGGACCAGGCCUAUACGCUACCGUUCAAAGUAUCAUUUACAAUUUCCAGGCGAAUGCUUAUGGUACGGUCUUCAGUUGUGCUGACAACAGUAUUUGA